Messenger RNA from Linepithema humile (Argentine ant), 1546 nucleotides. Its product is annotated as mitochondrial glutathione transporter SLC25A40-like. Gene Ontology annotation, biological process: mitochondrial transmembrane transport. NCBI's taxonomy places the organism in Eukaryota, Metazoa, Arthropoda, Insecta, Hymenoptera, Formicidae. Gene Ontology annotation, cellular component: mitochondrion. The record is from RefSeq and is a predicted model, not a curated record.
CAAUGCUAUAACAUGUGAUAGUAAGAACCGGCAAUGAUUAGCACAAUGAUUCUUCGAUAAAUAAAUCACAUGUUAUUUGUCGACAUUUGAAAGAUCAUUAAUAUAGAAGUUCGAUAUCUUAGUAUUCUUUGAAUUUUAUCGAUAAGGUUAGUUUGAUGCAAGCGAACAUCAUGUACGUGUAAGAAAGGUUAAUCAAGUCUUUAAUUUUGUUAAUUAUUACAUAUAAAAUAAAUAAACGUGAUGUCACGUGCGUUAUUUUAUUGUGAAAUAUUGCGUCGAUAUUGCUAAUGACUUGCUCUGAGAGAAUCUUUGCGAGAAGAAAAGUUCAUAUGUUUGUGUAAAUUGAAGUGAAACCGUCUCUAUGAUGAAUAAAUUAAAUAACAUACCGUCAAACAUCGACUUGGAUGAUCCAAGAUUUCGUAUUAGACCAUACCAGCAAAUUGUAGCUUCUUGCACCGGUGCAUUUAUCACAUCGGUGUUUGUGACUCCAUUAGAUGUGGUAAAAAUACGUCUUCAAACGCAGCAGAAAGCAAUGCUGUCAAAUAAAUGUUUUCUUUAUUGCAAUGGUUUAAUGGAUCAUUUAUGUCCUUGUAUGAAUGGUAAAAUGCCAGAAUGGAUGAGAAGGAAUGGAAAAUUCAAUGGAACAGUGGACGCUUUAAUAAAAAUAAGUAGAAAUGAGGGUAUAAUAUCGUUAUGGAGUGGCUUGAGUCCCACUCUUGUUUUAGCUAUACCUGCAACUGUUAUAUACUUUGUUUCAUAUGAACAGCUAAGAUUAUAUCUUAAGGAUAAGUACAAUAAAGAGUUUAAGAAAAGGAGAACUAAUGUUGAACAACCUUUUUGGAUACCAGUAUUAGCUGGUGGUACAGCACGGAUCUGGGCUGCAACACUGGUGAGUCCAGUGGAGUUAAUAAGAACAAAAAUGCAAUCACAGAGACUAAGUUAUCCAGAAAUAACACAAGUGUUGAAAACGGUUGUGAAAUAUAGCGGUAUUUCUGGUUUAUGGAUGGGAUUGAGUUCAACACUUCUUCGUGACGUUCCUUUUAGUGCUAUAUAUUGGUUGAAUUAUGAGACUAUAAAGAAAAUGUUUUAUAACUCCCAGCAGACUUUUACUUUUAAUCUGGCAGCGGGAGCUGUGGCUGGAUCUAUUGCAGCAUUUUUCACUAUUCCAUUUGAUGUAGUAAAAACGCACAGGCAAAUCGAAAUGGGUGAGAAAGAAAUUUAUUCAGAUAAACCUAUUCGCAGUAGCAAUACUUGGAUCAUCAUACAGAGGAUUUAUCAUCAGAAUGGAUUCAGAGGUUUAUUUACAGGAUUAACACCACGUUUGGUAAAAGUAGCUCCAGCUUGUGCAAUUAUGAUUGCGACUUUCGAACAUGGCAAGCGUUUCUUCCAAUCAUAUAAUGCUAGUAAGAGUAUCGAAAUUGAGAUAGAGCGUGAUGUUCAUUUAUUGCAGCACAAAUCUAAUAGUACAGAAUGACAAAUUAUGACAGAGAAAAUUGUACAAUUUUUAUACGAAUUAAUCUGAUAUAAAUUUGAGUUAAUCUUUAAA